Molecule: messenger RNA, 1110 nt
Organism: Trypanosoma theileri
Lineage: Eukaryota; Euglenozoa; Kinetoplastea; Trypanosomatida; Trypanosomatidae
Product: putative ubiquitin-conjugating enzyme
Exons: 1
Coding region: 1-1110 (369 amino acids)
Molecular function (GO): protein binding
Source: RefSeq, a predicted model, not a curated record
AUGGAGAUCUUGGGAAGCGGGAGGCAUAGUCUCAUGUCUCUUGCCGCAUCGGCAACAACACCAAGCGGUUUUGCGGCACUUGACAGCGUUGGGGUUGUGUCAUUGUGGGACACCCGACUGAAACGAAAAGAUUACGUACACAUGACUAAUAAUAAUAAUAAUAAUAAUAAUAAUAAUAAUAAUAAUAAUAAUUAUACGGAUAGCUGUGAUUCAGGAAAGAAAAAUAUGGGAGAAGCCACGGAACUAAUGUUGGCAUCAGAUUUACAUAUAGCUGCUGUUUUGGCUGAUGAUACUGUUACCUUGUAUGACCUUCGUCAGCAAUCCGUACUUCAGUGCUACAAACAUUCCUCUGAAACUGUGGUAUUCCUAAAUGGUACACAUCCAAUAGGAGCCACUUCAACUCUUAUUAUAGACGAGAAGGGCGCCAUUUUUCCAUUUGAUGUGAAAAAUGGAGCACCGACAACGUGUCUUUCGGAACGGUAUUUUGGUGUGGAAAAGAAUCUCUCAGAACCAUCAUUUGGUUCAUUAUCGAAUUAUUGUUGUGCUUUUGGUUUUAUUCGAAAUAAUGGCAAUUCAAUUUUGUCUGUUAUUGGGAUGGAUGGCAACGGUGCCCUCUACACAGACCCAUUACUUCCUUCUGUAAACUUCUCUAUCAUGGAUGACCUGAUUGCAGUUGAUGGUCAGUUUGUGAACCCACCCUUUCCGACAACGUGUAGCUUUUUUGAGGACUAUGUUGCUAUUGGAAGAGCAAAUGGGAUGUAUUCUAUUGCUACAAUAGAUGAUGAUGGCUCUCUUACAGAAGUUCUUGCAGCCCCUGGCCAUGCCUCUAAUGGGCUUUGUUUUGUUUCUUGGACUUCUAGCGGUCAUCUUCUUACUGGUUCUCUCUGCGGUGAGGUCUCCGCUUGGGAUGUACUCGCACUACUGCAAGAGGAACCUUCAGAGGAAGAAGUGGAAGAAGGUGAUCUUCCUCCUCUCAUUUUGGCACACAGCGUUCGAGAGAGUACUGGUAAACACUCAAUUUUGAACUGCGGGACUGUUUUGGGUAAUGGGAUGUUUGUUGCAGGUGAUAGUAUGGGGUUUGUAACAUCCUGUCCUCUCUCACAGGGGUAA